Ostrinia furnacalis (Asian corn borer) is the source of this 708-nucleotide messenger RNA. RefSeq names its product V-type proton ATPase subunit e 2. The transcript has 4 exons. The coding region runs from base 129 to 392 and encodes 87 amino acids. The record is from RefSeq and is a predicted model, not a curated record. Gene Ontology annotation, molecular function: proton-transporting ATPase activity, rotational mechanism. Gene Ontology annotation, cellular component: plasma membrane proton-transporting V-type ATPase complex; proton-transporting V-type ATPase, V0 domain. Gene Ontology annotation, biological process: proton transmembrane transport. Lineage: Eukaryota; Metazoa; Arthropoda; Insecta; Lepidoptera; Crambidae.
AUUUGUCAUAUGACUUCGACGUUCAGUCAGCAGUGCUGCCAACAUUGCCAAAUAGUCCUCCAUCUUGGGGCAGGUGAUGUUUAUUGAGAUAUAAGAAAUUUGCAAAAUAUCGUAAAUUUAAUCUCAAAAUGGGUUAUUCUUUUGUUCCCAUCACAGUUUUCACUGUUCUGUGGGGUGUAGUUGGCAUUGUUUGCCCUUUCUUCGCCCCCAAGGGUCCUAACAGAGGGAUCAUCCAGGUGGUGUUAAUGCUAACAGCAGCUACGUGCUGGUUAUUCUGGCUGUGUGCGUACAUGGCGCAGAUGAAUCCGCUCAUCGGGCCCAGACUCAAGAACGAGACGUUAAUCUGGAUGUCGCAAACUUGGGGAAACGACUUCAACAAAACCCAAGGUUAAAUCGAAUGAAGAAACAGUCUUCAAUACCAUAAGUAAUUUAUUGCUUAUUCUCCUACCAAUUGUAUGUAAGAAUAACAAGAGAUCCGUAUCAAGAUAAGAAUACACAAUAACCUUCCUUCUGGGCAAUAUAUUCAAAGUUUCAAACUUGUAAUUUUAACUUAACUAUAGUCUGGUCUUCUACGUAAGUGGAAUUGGAAUUCUACGUACUCAGAGACCGGGCUUUAAUCAAAAGCGUGAAUGUACACUCAAGUUUUUAUCUAUGUUUGAGUACUAUUAAUAUCUGUAUAAUGUCACAAUCCUCUGGAAGUUAAUAAAA